This is a messenger RNA of Guyanagaster necrorhizus, 290 nucleotides long. RefSeq lists its product as uncharacterized. The transcript has a single exon. The record is from RefSeq and is a predicted model, not a curated record. NCBI's taxonomy places the organism in Eukaryota, Fungi, Basidiomycota, Agaricomycetes, Agaricales, Physalacriaceae. Bases 79 to 276 code for a protein of 65 amino acids.
UUAUCUUGGCACUGGACGUGACUCAUAUACAUUCUGCGUAUGAAGCUGGGCCCAAGUUUUCCUUCGGGACUUCGCACAAUGUCGGUAGCUUCCCCUCUCUCCUUCCUCCCUAGGUCUGAUGACGCCAGUACAGCUCCUUUCAGUUCUGAGCGCAGUCUCUACUUGCGGGCGCUGCCAACGUUCUUUAACGACCAUUUCACGCUCCUCUUUGUUACCUGGGUAUUCUUCCUCGUCUCUGUGUACAACCCAUACCUUUCUUCGAACUUCCAAUCCUGACCGAAUCGACUAAA